Molecule: messenger RNA, 1376 nt
Organism: Myotis davidii
Lineage: Eukaryota; Metazoa; Chordata; Mammalia; Chiroptera; Vespertilionidae
Gene: SLC16A3
Product: solute carrier family 16 (monocarboxylate transporter), member 3
Exons: 5
Coding region: 69-959 (296 amino acids)
Biological process (GO): monocarboxylic acid transport
Molecular function (GO): monocarboxylic acid transmembrane transporter activity
Source: RefSeq, a predicted model, not a curated record
GAGCCGCUGGAGGAGCGUGGGCCCAGCACCAGUGGGGGCACAGGGACGCGGAACCCGCCCUCCUGGCCAUGGGAGGGGCCGUGGUGGACGAGGGCCCCACAGGUGUCAGGGCCCCUGACGGGGGCUGGGGCUGGGCCGUCCUCCUGGGCUGCUUCAUCAUCACAGGCUUCUCCUACGCCUUCCCCAAGGCGGUCAGCGUCUUCUUCAAGGAGCUCAUGCUUGAGUUUGGUAUCGGCUACAGCGACACAGCCUGGAUCUCCUCCAUCCUGCUGGCCAUGCUGUAUGGCACAGGCUUGGGUUUGUCGCUCAACUUCCAGCCCUCGCUCAUCAUGCUCAACCGUUACUUCAACAAGCGGCGCCCCAUCGCCAACGGGCUGGCGGCGGUGGACAUCUUCUCCCGCCCCGCCGCCGGCUUCAUCGCGGGGCUCCCCAAGGUGCGCCCCUACUCUGUCUACCUCUUCAGCUUCGCCAUGUUCUUCAACGGGUUCACCGACCUCACGGGCUCCACGGCCAGCGACUACGGGGGCCUGGUGGUCUUCUGCGUCUUCUUCGGCAUCUCCUACGGCAUGGUGGGCGCCCUGCAGUUCGAGGUGCUCAUGGCCAUCGUGGGCACCCACACCUUCUCCAGCGCCAUCGGCCUCGUGCUGCUGCUGGAGGCCAUAGCUGUGCUCAUCGGACCCCCGUCCGGAGGCCGCCUCCUGGACGCCACACACGUCUACCAGUACGUGUUCAUCCUGGCUGGGGCUGAGGUGCUGGCCGCCUCCCUGGUGCUGCUGCUCGGAAACUUCUUCUGCAUCAGGAGGCCUGCGGGGGCCACCAAGGAGGGCGAGAGCCCCAAGCCCCCUGCAGACGACAGGGACAACAGGGGCGGGGUGGACUCAAGGGAGGUGGAGCACUUCCUGAAGGCGGAGCCUGAGAAGAAAGGGGAGGUGGCUCACACCCCGGAAACCAGCGUCUGAGCUCAGAGCAGGGGGCGCAGGGAACCGGACGGAGGCUGUCAAGGUUCAUAUUUAUUUCACAAACAGGACUAUCUCAGGUUGGGGGCCCCCAGCAGGGGAUCGUCACCUGACCAGUUUCUCGGGGGAGGUGGCGGGUGGGAACCGUGUCAUUCCAAAGCAGAUCUGUGGUGAAGCCAAGCCCCAGGUUACAAGCUGUCAGCACCCGCACCCGGCCUGCUGACCCCAGGAGAGCCCGGUGCCCACAGCUGGGCUCAAGGACCGAGAAGCCCACCCUUCGGAGACUUUAAUCAGAGGGUGGGGCCAGGCCCGCCCUCCCUGACUGCACCCACCAUGCCCUUAGCCACCCUGAGUAUCUGGGGACAGCUCCCUUCUGCUCCCCUGGAAGUCUGGAAUAAACCUGCGUGUAGGAGGAGCGGA